UAGAAGAAGCAAAGCAUCUUCUUCCAACAGGGACAAAUAGAUAGAGGGAAGAACAUAGCAAUCAAGUUGUAGGAAAGGGUUAUUUAUUACAUUAAAAAAAACUGUAGGUAGCCGCUAGAUCCGUAUCUAGCGACAGUAAGAGAGAUGGGCGGGGUGAUAUUGAUGCUUUUUUUGUGCUUCUCAGCUGCAGCAUUUAUCUCUGAGGUCCACGGUGAAGAUCCGUACUUGUUCUUCACAUGGAACGUCACCUACGGCACCAUCUCUCCAUUGGGAGUUCCUCAGCAAGCCAUUCUCAUAAAUGGUCAAUUCCCAGGACCCAACAUCAACUCUACAACCAACAAUAACAUUGUCAUCAAUGUCUUCAAUAACCUGGAUGAGCCAUUCCUAUUGACAUGGAGCGGCAUUCAACACAGGAAAAACUCCUGGCAAGAUGGAGUACUUGGAACGAAUUGUCCCAUUCCCCCGGGGAAGAACUACACGUACCACUUCCAAGUCAAGGACCAGAUUGGGAGCUACAUCUACUACCCCUCCACGGCUAUGCACAGGGCAGCUGGUGGUUUUGGUGGUCUUCGAGUAAACAGUCGACUCCUCAUCCCUGUCCCUUAUGCUGAUCCCGAAGAUGACUAUACUGUCCUCAUUGGCGAUUGGUAUACCAAGAGCCACACCAUGCUCAAGAAGUUCUUGGACAGCGGUCGCUCCUUGGGAAGGCCAGACGGUGUCCUCAUCAAUGGUAAAGUCGCCAAGGGUAAUGGCAAGGAUAAGCCUCUCUUCACCAUGAAGCCUGGCAAAACGUACAAGUAUAGGAUCUGCAACGUUGGACUGAAGAACUCCCUCAACUUCAGGAUCCAAGGGCACAGGAUGAAACUUGUGGAGAUGGAGGGUUCCAACACCGUCAAAAUGUACGAGUCCCUGGAUGUGCAUGUUGGCCAGUGCUUUGCGGUCCUUGUUACUGCCGACCAAGCCCCUAGAUACUUCAUGGUCGCAUCCACCCGAUUUACAAAGAACGUGCUCACUGCCACAGGCAUCAUUCGCUACACCAAUCAAGGGAGCGCUGCCUCACCUAAGCUUCCUUCCGCCCCUGUUGGUUGGGCUUGGUCCCUGAACCAGUUCCGCACCUUCCGUUGGAAUCUCACUGCCAGUGCUGCGAGGCCAAAUCCUCAAGGCUCCUACCAUUAUGGUGCUAUUAACAUCACGCGCACUAUCAAGUUAGUGAACACUGCUAGCAGGGCCGGUGGGAAGCUUCGGUACGGCCUCAAUGGCGUCUCCCAUAUCAACCCACCCACCCCGCUGAAGCUUGCGGAGUAUUAUAAUGUUGCGAACAAGAUCUUCAAGUACGACGUGAUCGGGGACGAACCACCAGCUAAGAUCACAGGUGUCACUAUGCAGCCGAACGUCCUCAACAUGACAUUCCGUAACUUCGUGGAGAUAAUUUUUGAGAACCACGAGAAAAGCGUCCAGUCGUAUCACUUGGAUGGAUAUUCAUUCUUCACCGUCGCCAUUGAGCCAGGCAGAUGGACCCCUGAGAAAAGAAGGAACUACAAUCUUCUCGACGCCGUUAGCAGGCACACCAUCCAGGUUUUCCCCAAGUCCUGGGCUGCCAUCCUUUUGACGUUCGACAACGCUGGCAUGUGGAACAUCAGGUCUGAGAUUUGGGAGAGGACAUACCUGGGCCAACAGCUCUACGCCAGUGUCGCGUCCCCGGUGCGCUCCCUCAGGGACGAGUACAAUAUCCCUGACAAUGCCGCGCUCUGUGGCGUCGUCACGAACUUGCCCAAGCCUCCGCCAUACACUAUCUGAGCCGUCUUCGCAAAAGGGAAGUAAUUAUAUCUGGUAGCAGUUAAUAACGGUGACGAGGUACUCCCAGAGCGGCUGCCCAUCUCACUGCGCCUCAUCAGCUUACAUAUGAAAACCCUUUCCUCAUUUGUAUUGCUACUAAACUUUUGUCUACUAUUCUAUUCUGUCCCUAGCUACCUCCUCCCUAAAUAAUAUACGUAGAAAUUUAAUUCAAUUGAAUUCAUA
Theobroma umbraticum is the source of this 2019-nucleotide messenger RNA. Its product is annotated as L-ascorbate oxidase homolog. Gene Ontology annotation, molecular function: copper ion binding; oxidoreductase activity. NCBI's taxonomy places the organism in Eukaryota, Viridiplantae, Streptophyta, Magnoliopsida, Malvales, Malvaceae. The record is from RefSeq and is a predicted model, not a curated record.